AUGCAGACAAGCUUCUCUCAAAAAGCAAAUUUGGAUCCCGAAAUUGCCGAAUCGGUAGUUUUUUUCCUGCAUAUUGUCGUCUGUGUGUUUAGGUUCCAACGUGCCGGAGGGCGCUACGGUCAUUAUGAUACGUAUGACGACGCCCAUAGCAGUGUUUCUGAAGAAUCGGACUCGGAUAAUGCUGAAAGAGGAGAGAGUGAAGAGGAGAUCAGGAAUCCCUUCUUACGCUCCUGCGCGUUUUAUUUCGAUUUCUUUUUGGCACAAUCUCGAAGUUUCCCUUUCUUUGUUGUUGUUUCUGUGCGCUGUUUAUUUGUCAUUGUUGUUCAGGCUCGUGUUCGUUCUAUUCUUACCAACUUUCCGCCACCUGUGGAGUAUCAUCGAUUGCCGCCAAUCGAGAAGGCUGCCUACCUCUUCUUUGUAGCUGUGUACAAAAAGCAGUAUAAUGAUAUUGGUGAUUUCCAUCGUAAGUUCAAUCGCGAAUACUACAAAUACACUUGCGAUGGCGAUAGUGAUGAUAUUGCUUUGUGGAAGGUGAGCCAGCGGGCAAGUAUGGACGACAACCAUGACGACAGAACGUCGGAUAUCCUGAGCAUCGAUUCCAGUCAACGAGGUAAUUGCUUUGGAUGGGAUUCUCUGAUUAUGCCUUUCAAGUGCACAGAGAGAAUUGUUUUAGCUCCACUAAAACAUCGUGUACCACAUGCUUUUGUGUCAUUCGGUCCUGGCGGGAAAAUGGUUACGGUACAUCCUGAUUUGUCGGUAUCGGUUGUCCAAAUUGAUGAUAUCAAAGCUGUUGUCUCGGAUCCUUAUACUACACGCCUCAUCGACAGCGCUCAAACAUUCAAAGGUCCACUGCUCAUCGGUCAGACACCUACGCAUUCCGUUCGGCUGUACAUUGAACGUCAGAUCAAAAGGAUUAAGAACAGCGAAGUCGCUUCGGAGAACCCUCAUGCCAACGAUGUUAUCGAUUGUCUACUUAUUUGGCAGUUACUGGGCACCAUUGUGCAGCAACAAGGGCGUGUGACCGGACCGGACGUGGCUGCGACUCCAGUGGAUAGCGUAACAACUACCAUCAUGGAUGCUCGUGCCUAUGAACGAUUCACAGAGCUUCUUCUUGGCGGGCACAUUGUGGAAGCAAUCGACAGCGCACUCCGUGAUGGCCUCUAUGCGGAUGCCAUGGUACUGGCUAGAAGGUUGCUAGCACAUGAUGCCGCCAAGUUGGCUGAAAUCGAAGAAAGAUUCAUAGCUACCCGUUCUCAGUGCAGUCCUGUAGUGACCCUGGUGUCUGUAUCGAGCAAGAAACUGGUUCCGAUACUGAUGAAUCCAACCGGUGAUGAAUCUGGCAGUUGGCGUACGCACGCGGCUAUCAUACUGGCAAAUCUGACGACUUCGGAAGCUAUGGAAACGGUUUACGAUCUUGGAAAGGCGCUAGCCAAACGUGAGUAUAACUGCGCUGCCGAUUUUUGCUUCCUGGCGGUAUCUGUCCUGGCUGGUAUCAAUCCGUUUGCUCCAAUAGCUUCAUCAACUGCGGAAGGUGAAACCCGUCAACAUAUCAAUCUGAUUCAUAGUUUUUCAUUGUACUGGUUCAGGUUCUCUCUGGUUGAUCUACAUGCAACUGAGAUUUUCGACUAUGCUGUACGACUUUCUGAUGUUAACGCAUAUUCACCUCUUGGAGAAUCGAUCGAAUAUCAACGAAAGCGUAUACAGUAUGCGCAUCUCAUAGCUGAGUUCGGAGGUUUUGCCACGGAUGCGUUCAAAUACUGCAUGGAAAUAGCACGUUCGAUUUGGAAUUAUUACCAUCUUUUGUCGACUGCUGAAUUGACUUCUCUGUGUGAUUUGGCUGACAGACUUCGCUAUGCUGCAUCGGCGAGCGAAUGGGAGACAUCGUGGAUUGCCAGUAUGCGUUCGAUGAUCCAACAGAAGCAACAGUAUCAGGCAGGCGAGAUAACUCAGUCUGCAUCACUAACUUCUGAGGCACGUGACUGGCAUGCUCAGCGACAAGAUCCGCUCCAAAUGAGUUCUAUGCUGCCACGAUCUGUAGGUGAAGAAAAUGACGAACGCGUGUCACGGUCACGAACUGUUAGCAACGCUAGCCAACAAGGCCGUGUAAGUCACGAAUUUGCUCCUUACCUGAUCGCUCCUCUUUCAUUUUUUGCUAUCCAAAAGUGGAUUUCUUUUCAGAAAAGUAGUUCCAGUCAGGGUGCGAAAGGUUUUCUGAGCAAUAUAAAAGAAAAACUUUUGAAAUCAAUCCCAAGUGGUAAUGAGAUGAUUCUACCGGACGAUAGCAAGCCUACCAUUGUGUGGGAUCCCGUGAAAGGUCGAUACGUGGGUGCUGGCGUGGAAGAGGAAACAACAGCUGCUCCACCACCAAAGAUGGAUGGUGUUUCUAAUGCUCAAUCAGGCUCCAGUGGUGGUCUACGUGCUGCACGAACAAGUGGAGGUAACAUUCAUCCUAGUUUGCGCCUCUAUACAUUUCGUUUCCCGAAACUAGAUCGAAAUAUUGAAAUUAAUUUAUGCAGUUCUUCAAAGGAAAUCCUUUCAGAUGAUGCUGGAGAAUCCGUGGAUCCAUUCAGCGGCCAAGCAAAUCCGACCAUACAUGGUGUUGAACUAACCCAGGCUCAAUAA
Molecule: messenger RNA, 2622 nt
Organism: Haemonchus placei
Lineage: Eukaryota; Metazoa; Nematoda; Chromadorea; Rhabditida; Trichostrongylidae
Source: the annotation of a GenBank genome assembly